This is a messenger RNA of Oldenlandia corymbosa var. corymbosa, 2087 nucleotides long. NCBI's taxonomy places the organism in Eukaryota, Viridiplantae, Streptophyta, Magnoliopsida, Gentianales, Rubiaceae. The record is from the annotation of a GenBank genome assembly.
AUGGCAUGCAAUUCUCAGAUGAAUGUUUCCUUUCAUGGAAGCAACAUAGGAAUGCUUCCUUCUAGUGGUACAAAACAUCACAAUAUUACCUUCGAUGCCCAAUUAUCGUGUACUAAAGUCUGUGCUUCAUUAGUCACUCAAAAGUCCAGAGUUGUUGCGGAUGAUUCAUCGUCUAGUACUAUGUUUAAACUGGACAUGGAAUCUGUAAUACGAAAUUUGUCACUACUAGUCAGUGAUGAUCAAGUUGAUGCUGGAAGAUCAUCAGCUUCUUCUGGAACCGGUAAAUUUGGUCAGUUUGGUGGGAAGUUCGUUCCUGAGACCCUAAUGACUUCUUUGAGCAUGCUUGAAGCAGAAUUCAAUUUGGCUCUAUGUGACACUUAUUUUCAGGAAGAACUAGAAACAGCAUUAAGGGAUUAUGUAGGCCGAGAGACACCCCUGUAUCACGCCAAGAGACUAAGUGAUCGUUACAAAAACAGUGAAGGAAAAGGGCCGGAAAUCUAUCUGAAAAGGGAGGAUUUAGUCCACACCGGAGCUCACAAGAUUAACAAUGCCAUCGCACAAGCGAUGCUCGCGAAACGCAUAGGCCGGAAGAGCGUGGUGUCGGCAACCGGAGCCGGCCACCACGGUGUUGCUACCGCGGCUGCAUGUGCAAAACUCGAUCUAGAAUGUACCGUAUUCAUGGGGGUCCAAGACAUAGAAAGGCAGUGGUCCAAUGUGCUCUUGAUGAACAACCUUGGUGCCCAGGUUAAAGCAGUUGAUGGUAACUUCAAGGAUGCGAUGUCAGAAGCAAUUCGGAACUGGGUUAGAAACUUGGACACCAGUUAUUUCUUGGCUGGCACAGCUGUUGGGCCUCAUCCAAUCCCCACAAUUGUUCGUCAUUUCCAGUCAAUAAUUGGGAAGGAAACAAGAAGACAAGCCCAAGAAAAGUGGGGUGGGAAUCCCGAUGUACUAUUGGCCUGUGUUGGCAGUGGAUCAAAUGCGCUUGGGCUCUUCCAUGAAUUCGUUAAAGAUGAAGAUGUGAGAUUGAUAGGGAUCGAAGGAGCUGGAUUGGGCUUAGAUUCAGGCUCACAUUCAGCGACUUUGAGUAAAGGUGAUGUGGGAGUUUAUCAUGGCACGAUGAGUUAUCUGUUGCAGGAUGAUGAAGGUCAAAUCAUCGGACCUAGCUCCAUUGGUGUCGGGUGAGUACAAAUUUACACCACUUUCUACCGUGUACUACUGCCUCCGGCCUUGUAAUCAUUUUGACUUUUUUUAGGUUUUAUUUAAUACGUAUUUUUAAUAUUUUUUUAUCAAUUAAACAUUGGUAUUAUAUAAAAUUUAGAAUAAAUCAAAAUAUCUUAUAUUAAAAAUCGAAUAAAGUAUUAUUUAUUUUCUUCUGUCCAUAUUAAGUUUUGAAAUUUUUUCAAUACAGGUUAUAUGUAGGACGGGUCAAAUGGUAUUUAAAUAAAAGUAUUCUAAUAUUCAAAUGUUAAACGUGCAGGUUGGAGUAUCCAGGAGUUAGUCCAGAAUUGAGCUUUCUAAAAGAAUCAGGACGUGUUGAACUUCAUGCAAUUACAGAUGAUGAAGCUCUAAACGGUAAAUAUUUCUACUAGUCAUUUGUUUUUCUUUUGAAUUUUCAAUAAAUAAAAAUUGAGCCAAUCAAAUUGAAUUUCUUACCGAAGUUGAACUGUUUAUACUGUAGUGAUCAUGCUAAUCAACGUUUAUUUUUUUUAUUUUUUUUUUUUAAAUUUUUGCAGCUUAUGAAAGGCUAUGUCGAUUGGAAGGGAUAGUCCCGGCUUUAGAAGCCUCUCAUGCACUUGCUUAUUUAGAAAAGCUUUGCCCUAAUUUACCAAAUGGUACCAGAGUUGUUGUUAAUUGUAGUGGACGUGGAGAUAAAGAUGCUGUCAGAGUCUUCAGGCAUCAUCAAGAAAAGAUUGAUCAUCAGAUGAUAGAUGCAGUUUUUCAGAGGGUUUAACUAAUUCUCAAAUUCUUAGUGUUGUAAUUGGGAGUCAAAAUAAAUAUUGUACUCCCUCCGUCCCAUAAUUAUUGUCCACUUUGCCCAAAAAAUUUUGUCCCAAAAUUAUUGUCCAAUUUGACUUUUUAUGGAUCAA